AUGCCGGGAGCCGGCCCCCGCCUCUUCUCGUUCGACGAUCUUCAAGUCCUCACCCUCGCCCUGCGCAAAUACGUAGUCCAGUCCCAAAACAACGCCAUAGCGCGACACGAUACGUUUCGCGUCGCCAUCUCUGGCGGCUCUCUCCCCGUCCUUCUCGCCAAAGCCUUCAUCGACACCCCUUCCUCUCCCGAAGACGAACAUGACCUUCUUCGUUUGUCCAAGUGGGACAUCUUCCUCGCCGACGAGCGCGUCGUGCCCCUCGACCACGAAGACAGCAACUACCGCCUCGUAAUGGCCGAAUUCGUCAACAAGCUCUCUGCCGAAUUUGGCGAGCCCAAGAUCCACCCCAUCAGCCUUGACCACACCAAGGAAAAUGAACCCCAGGAGGUCGCCGAUCUCUACCAGGAGGAGUUGAUGCAUUCCUUCGCCGCGAAGGAUAGCGUCAAGCUCCCUGUCUUCGAUCUCCUUCUCCUUGGCUGUGGCCCGGACGGCCACACCUGCAGCUUAUUCCCCCAACACGAACUCCUUAAUUCAACGAUUUCCUGGGUCGAUGCCAUCUCGAAUUCGCCGAAACCGCCCCCCAAGCGGAUUACCUUGACAAUGCCGGUGCUGACGCACGGGUUGAGAAUUGCGUUUGUUGCCACGGGAGAAGGAAAGAGGGAUAUUUUGAAGAAGAUAUUCGACACUGCUGAUGGAAAGCUGCUGCCAUGUGGGCUGGUGAAUGAGAAAGGUGCAGAGAAGGUGACCUGGUUCACAGACAGCAAGGCUACGGAAGGGGUUGCUUUCCCAAAAGGAAGCUUGUAG
Ophidiomyces ophidiicola is the source of this 804-nucleotide messenger RNA. RefSeq names its product suppressor of los1-1 (gene SOL1). Gene Ontology annotation, biological process: pentose-phosphate shunt; carbohydrate metabolic process. The record is from RefSeq and is a predicted model, not a curated record. The coding region runs from base 1 to 804 and encodes 267 amino acids. Gene Ontology annotation, molecular function: 6-phosphogluconolactonase activity. The transcript has a single exon. NCBI's taxonomy places the organism in Eukaryota, Fungi, Ascomycota, Eurotiomycetes, Onygenales, Onygenaceae.